Molecule: messenger RNA, 2458 nt
Organism: Drosophila melanogaster (fruit fly)
Lineage: Eukaryota; Metazoa; Arthropoda; Insecta; Diptera; Drosophilidae
Exons: 1
Coding region: 1292-2317 (341 amino acids)
Biological process (GO): phospholipid metabolic process
Cellular component (GO): membrane
Source: RefSeq, marked reviewed
AUUACCACACAAAUAUUAUAAACUUCUUUUUUAUAAACGCCGAAUUAGAUAUGUUCGAAGCUCGGUGUUAAUUUGAAAAGCUAACGAGCCGCAUCGCCACCCGCUUUUGGCCAACUCCAGCGCUGUCUGUUGGACGUUUCCAUUAGCAAUCCCAUAAAGAUCAGCACCGAACAGAAUCUCAAAGCAAGCCGGUUUCCCCUCGUUAAUCGCCGAUCGAGCAGAAGCUUUAAGCUUUGAGCAUACGUCACACCAGAGAAGCGCCAAAGCCACCCGAAGAAUGCACCUCCGACUUGGCGACGUCACAGAACAGGUGCGGAAUCACCUGCAACCACCGUGCCCCCUGCAUCACAUGCGGUGCGAUCGAAGCCGCGGAUUUGUGAGUCACUGGGCGAGAAAUGCCUAAAAGUGAAAAUUCCCAGCUCCAACUAAGCACAGCUCAGCGCCAAUCGAUGGGCGACUCAUACUCGUUGGAGCAAUUAACCAGCGGCAGGCCAAAAUUACCACACUUGAGUGGUGCCCAUCGUUUCUCGGCCUUUCUUGUGUCGGUUCCACUUGCUGCCCACUAGGAAAUUAUGCACACGCAUCCAAAAGAGCUCGGUCUGCGGCGAAAGGCGAGAACCGACGACUGCCUCCGGAGAAACCAGUUUGCAGCUUACCAUCUCUCUUCUGGCGCAGUCAUAUCUUUUCGCCAAGAUUUUCUCCUGGCUCAUGAGCAAUAAGUGAAACCAGUUCCUCGAUCUGGGUAAGCAAUGAAGUGCGGAGUGGGUGUUGCACCCGAGAUCUGUUUAUUUUUCCGCCGAUUAUACUCGUAGAUGAAAUAUGAGUGUGCAGACUGGCGUUUACCUUAUGAAAUAUGAGUGCUAAAGGAGUUUGGAUUUCUGGUGGCACUGCACCGCGAGAAUUUUCGCAACCCACCUAGAACUUGAUUGCCCUUUGUGUGCCAAUUAGUCAAAUGUUUUCCGUGCUGUCGGCGCAAUGGAAAAUUGACUCGCUUGCAAUUAAAAAAAGCAAACAACCAUCAAAUGUUUAUGGCAUGUCAGCGGAUGGGAAGCUCCGCCGUUGCCAGGCAACACCAACAACAAAAACACCAAUAACAGCAAUAACAGCAGCUGUUCAGAAAGACGCACGCACCAGCCAACGGACCGCAAAUGGCUGCGAGAGGGAGCCCCCAGAAAUCACGGCCAGGUUGGGCGACUCACCAGCCGCGCUCGGUUAGUUAAGCGCUGUUUGCCAGCCGGUCGAGUCGAGUCAAUAGUCGGUCUGCUGUUCGUGCGAUACGAGAAUCCCAGUCAUGUCCAAGUAUUCGAAGCUGGCCCGCGGGUUCUGCGACCUGCUGAUCUGGGUGGCCCUCAGCGUGGCCAGUGUGCUGCUCCACAAGAUGGGGCGUCCCUUCCGGCGCGGCUUCUUCUGUGGCGACGAGACCCUCAGCUAUCCAGCGCGCGACGGCACCAUCAGCUCCAAGGUGAUCAUCGCCAUCGUCCUCGGAGUGCCCAACGCCGUGAUCGUAGUGGUGGAGUUGUUUAGGCAGCUGCCCGGUGGGCCGCUUAGAGAGGCGGGCGGUAAGCGGGAUAGCUGCCGGAUAGCCCACCGCCUCGGGGUCCUUUAUCGCCAGGUUAUCUUCUACCUGUACGGCCUCGCCAUGGUCACGUUCACCACGAUGCUGACGAAGCUGUGCCUCGGGCGUCUGCGACCGCACUUCCUCGCCGUGUGCCAGCCCAUGCUGCCGGACGGAAGCAGCUGCCAGGACGCCCAGAACCUGGGACGCUACAUAGACAGUUUUACGUGCAGCAACGCCAACAUGACCGACUACCAGUUCAAGGAGCUCUACCAGUCCUUCCCAAGCGGCCACGCCAGCAUGGCCAUGUAUGCUAUGCUCUACCUGGCCAUCUACCUGCAGGCGGCGCUCAGUACGCGCGUCUCCAAGCUGCUGAAGCAUCUGCUGCAGUUCCUCUUCGUCAUGUUCGGCUGGUACGUAUCGCUGACUCGGAUCAUCGACUAUUACCACCACUGGAGCGACGUCCUGGCGGGGGCGGCAUUGGGCGUGGUGUUCGCUUGGCUGACGAGUGCCUAUGUGGCCGACUUGUUUGCCGGCAAGCGGUGGCCGAAGACUGGCUACUCGGCCAACACGCUGCGCAAGCCGCAGGUCUCGCCGAAGAGCUCCACCAAGUCGCAGGCGGGAGGAUCCACGUCGGGAGCGGGUCAGCCGCCCGCUCUGCCGGCCUAUACCUUUGGAACGCUGCCCUACCUGGCGGCACAUCCCGCACAGGCGCAGGCGCAGUACGCCCAGCCCUAUCACAACUACGGCUACGUGCCGUGAGCUCAGUGGCGAAUUCCAUUAGCGAAACCUAUCUUAGAAAUGCCCACAAACGUACACACACUCACAAACUAAGAGACUUGCACGGAAUUCCUGUUUUGUUGUCUUUAUUCUAGCGAAAUAAAUAUAUUCAAGUACGAUACG